Messenger RNA from Penicillium longicatenatum, 1512 nucleotides. Its product is annotated as cytochrome P450. The transcript has 2 exons. Bases 1 to 1512 code for a protein of 503 amino acids. NCBI's taxonomy places the organism in Eukaryota, Fungi, Ascomycota, Eurotiomycetes, Eurotiales, Aspergillaceae. Gene Ontology annotation, molecular function: heme binding; iron ion binding; oxidoreductase activity, acting on paired donors, with incorporation or reduction of molecular oxygen, reduced flavin or flavoprotein as one donor, and incorporation of one atom of oxygen. The record is from RefSeq and is a predicted model, not a curated record.
AUGAUUUACGCGGUAUUAAAUCCGAAGUUUUUGCUGGUGCUUUUCGCACUAGGAGUUGUCGCAUGCUUGUCCAUUCGGAGGUUUUUCGUCUAUCGCCGAAUCGUCCGCGCCCAUGGCUGCAAAGGGGUGGCAAAGGCAGCGAACAAGGAUCCAUUUCUGGGAAUUGAUACAAUAUUCUGGGUUAAGCGCGCUUACAAGGAACACAAAUUGCUCGACAGGAAUACGGAGCUCUUCCAGACUUACGGCAACACAUUCAGAACCAGACAGCUCCAUAAAUAUUCAAUUGGCACCAUAGAACCGGAGAACAUUAAAACAAUUCUGUCUCUUAAAUUCGAUGACUACGGUAUCGGCUUUCGCCUUGAACCAUUCAAAGCACUCCUGGGCAAGGGCAUCUUCGACACUGAUGGCGACCACUGGGCCGCAUCGCGCGCCCUGAUCCGACCCAGCUUUACGCGUGACCAGAUCGCUGACCUAUCGUCGCUGGAGAAUUUGUUCCAGGAUCUUUUCGCACUGCUUCCCCGGGAUGGACAGACGGUUGACUUGCAGGAGCUCUUCUUCCGAUACACCAUCGAUUCAGCAACCGAGUUCCUGUUCGGAGAAUCGGUCGGUACUUUGAAGAAGGCUCAGUCAGAGCGCGACUUUUCACACGCUUUCCAAUAUGCUCAGAGUGCUAUUAUCACGCGAGCCAUGCUGGGUCCGCUGAAAGUAUUCCAUAAGGAUCCCAAGGUCGAUGAGUCCAAUCGUAUCUGCCGGGAGUUUGUUCAGCAGAUUGUCGAUGAGGCAUUCCGUGCUGCCGAGGUUAAGGAAACAAAAGGGGAGACCGAAACAAACCGCCAGAAGCAUAUAUUUGCGCAAGAAUUGGCGUCACGGACUACUGAUAGAAUCCGCAUUCUAGAUGAGCUGAUGAAUGUCCUCCUAGCUGGACGCGAUACCACUGCUAGUCUACUUGGCAAUUUGUUCUUCAUGCUUGCUAAAAACCCAGCAAUGUGGGAUAAGUUGCGUCUAGAAGUCGCUUUCUUACAGGGUCGGCCGCCGACUUAUGAAGAGCUUCGCAGUCUUAGAUAUGUACAUUGCUGUAUGAAUGAAUCACUGCGUUUACAUCCGGUUGUACCGCGAAAUGAGCGAGAGGCAGUUCGAGAUACUGUACUGCCACUGGGUGGAGGCAAGGAUGGUCUCUCCCCAGUCUUCGUCCCUAAGGGCACGAUAGUAGGCUACUGCGUAUACGCAAUGCAUCGGCGCGCGGAUAUUUACGGCGAUGACGCAGAAGAGUUCCGUCCAGAACGCUGGGAAGAUGGGAAACUACAACCUCGCUGGGGAUACCUGCCCUUUAAUGGUGGCCCACGCAUCUGUAUAGGUCAACGAUACGCAUUGACUGAAGCUGCUUACGUUAUUGCUCGCAUGGCGCAGGAGUUCAAAGUCUUGGAAAGUCGGGAUACAGGAGCAUGGGAGGAAUGUGUGGCCUUGACCUUGUGCUCGAGGAAUGGGGCAAAGGUAUCUCUCACGCCUGCUUGA